Molecule: messenger RNA, 903 nt
Organism: Galdieria sulphuraria
Lineage: Eukaryota; Rhodophyta; Bangiophyceae; Galdieriales; Galdieriaceae
Exons: 3
Coding region: 27-692 (221 amino acids)
Molecular function (GO): protein-disulfide reductase activity
Source: RefSeq, a predicted model, not a curated record
UGUCCGUUUGUGUAUUAGCGAUUCCGAUGUGUGGGUUUGUAAGCGUACCUCCGGUGAUAUCGCAAACUUACAAAGCAACCUCUAUCAACCGAAUACCUUGGAGACACAGAAACUUUGUUGUUACGUUGAACAAGUUAAGAUUACCCCCAAGGUUCGAGUACUUACGACAAGCUCGUUGUACUGUGACGACGGAAAGGCCCAGCUUGAAAAGAGAGAUUACCAGAGAGCCUUCAUCAUAUUCGAAUGAGAAUACUUUGGACUCGUUUCUUGCAGAAAAGGGUUAUAAAGUAGAAGAUAGUGUUAUUUUAUUUGAUGGAGAGUGCAACCUUUGUAACGGGUCUGUCAACUUUGUGCUUGACCACGAUAAGGACGAAAUAUUCAAGUUUGCAGCAUUACAGAGUCCCGUGGGAGUAGCCUUGUUGCAAAAAUAUGAUGGUCCUAUGGAUAUGUCAUCACUAGUUCUUAUUGAAAAGGGUCGAUUGCUUCUCAAAUCGGAUGCAAUACUAAGAAUAGCAGAGUUAUUGGACAACCAGAUACUUUGUGUAUUAGCAGUGGCUACCCGAUGGGGGUUUCCAAGGUGGUUGAGAGAUUGGGUUUAUACGGAAAUCAUAUCCAAGUAUCGACGUCAGAUAUUUGGAGAGACGGACUCUUGUCGUUUGAUGGAGCCUGGUUGGGAACAUCGAUUCCUUUAAGAGAAGCAUAGUUUAGUUGCUUCUUCUGUUGUAUAUCAUUUUUGGAAUGAAGGAUAGCUGAAAACUUGACAAUUGUUGACGGCCGUCCUUCAUAUUCAAUUGCUUGUUUUGGAUGUCAUAAAGAAUAUUUGGAAUUGCGUUAUCCUUUAUCGUUGCUUUGUAAAUGAGAGAAACCAAUCCAAUACCUGGUCAAUAUGAUCCGAUGCCAUUU